Messenger RNA from Corythoichthys intestinalis (scribbled pipefish), 820 nucleotides. It is a transcript of the gene vbp1, whose product is annotated as von Hippel-Lindau binding protein 1. The transcript has 6 exons. The record is from RefSeq and is a predicted model, not a curated record. Gene Ontology annotation, molecular function: tubulin binding. Lineage: Eukaryota; Metazoa; Chordata; Actinopteri; Syngnathiformes; Syngnathidae. Gene Ontology annotation, biological process: tubulin complex assembly; protein folding; microtubule-based process. The coding region runs from base 88 to 675 and encodes 195 amino acids. Gene Ontology annotation, cellular component: cytoplasm; prefoldin complex.
CAUCCACAGGAGGGAACCAGUUCCUGCAACGUCUCUUGUAACAAAACGAAGGAAAGAACGAAGGAAAGGAAGAAACAGCCUCACCCCAUGAUGGCGGCCACCAUAGACAGCAAUUCCGUGCAGGCGGCCAAGAAAAAGCACCUCGGUAUCCCCGAAGCGGUCUUUGUGGAGGACGUGGACUCGUUCAUGAAGCUGCCCGGCAAUGAGAAAGCGGACUCGGCUCUGAGGAAGCUGGACGAGCAAUACCAGAAGUACAAAUACAUGGAAGUCAACCUGUUGCAGAAGAAGCUCAGGUUGAGGAACCAGAUCCCGCAGAUUAAACAGACGCUGGAAAUCCUGCGACACAUGCAGAAGAAGAAAGAUACCACAGAACCGAUGGAGACGCACUUCAUGUUGGCCGAUAACGUUUACUGCAAGGCUUCAGUCCCGCCCACUGACAAAGUUUGUCUCUGGCUCGGCGCGAACGUCAUGUUGGAGUACGACAUCGACGACGCCCGGGCCCUGCUGGAAAAGAACCUGGGCACCGCCGCGCGGAACCUGGAGACGCUAGAGGAGGAUCUGGAUUUCUUACGAGACCAGUUCACCACCACCGAAGUCAAUAUGGCACGGGUCUACAACUGGGACGUGAAGAGAAGGAGCAGAGAGAACCUCCUCAAAUCAGAAGACAAGUCUUAAUCUGGAGAAGACAAUUUAUGCCUCUUUUUUUUUUUUCUGGACUAUUUAUUUGUCUGUUACUUCUCCUUGAAAACACAGAGCCAUCCGAUUUGGGAUCGGAGAGAACGGACAUCGAAUUAAAGAUUCCCGACACGUGCAGUGUUCA